Monodelphis domestica (gray short-tailed opossum) is the source of this 5250-nucleotide messenger RNA. NCBI's taxonomy places the organism in Eukaryota, Metazoa, Chordata, Mammalia, Didelphimorphia, Didelphidae. The record is from RefSeq and is a predicted model, not a curated record.
AUGGCUGGGGUGGCCGCAGGGGCUCUGACCACGGGGGCCAUUCUUGGCUCACCUCCUGCCCUGCGGCCCCACAAAACUCUGGGUGCCCCUUUGGGAGAAGUGCUGGCGGUGCUGGGGGUGGGGAGGGAAAUCCAGGGAAACCGGGAGCUUCUUCCUUGCCUCUGGACCUGUGCCGGAGCUUCUCUUCUGCCCCUGCCCCAUCCCCACCGAGGAGUCUGGGCACGGGGCCAUUUGUCCCGGCUCUUCUUCCCACAGGAGGAGGAUGGAUGCAACCAGGUAGAGGUAUCUGCAGAAGAGGAGGCUGGAGGACAGCCCCUGCAGGUGAACAUCAGUCGUCAAGGUCAGCCCACCAGCCUGGUCCUGAAUUGGGGGGCGCCAGUCCCUACUAGGCUGGGAUAUGCUCUCCAUCUUGCCCGUCUGGGUCUCCCUGGCCCCCUGGAGAAGCUGCAGUUCCAGGCUGGCCCCAAUACCAGUGGCUUCGAGUUCCAAGACUUGGUACCUGGGAGCCAUUAUCAGCUUGAGGUGACUGUGCUGCUCCCCUGCUCACAGAAUUCCACCCUCACACUCACAGCUCAGACAACCCCUUCACCUGUCCGCAGUCUGAGACUCAACAACUCUGGGAGUCCCUCCAGCUUAGAGGCCACAUGGGGUUCUGCUCCUGGAGAGCAUAAUGGCUACCAGCUUCUCCUUUACCAUCUGGAGACCCAGACAUUGGCGCGCAACAUCUCAGUGUCUCAGGAAAUUCUCUCCUACCAUUUUGAUAGUCUUCUUCCAGGCAGUGAAUAUGCCUUAUGGGUCAUUACCUGGGCUGGUGACCUCCAUGCCAAGACCAACAUUUGCCAAUGGACAACUCCAGUACCCCCAGAACAGUUAGACUUGUCUGCUGUGGGUCCAAGUACCCUUCAAGCCUCUUGGAGAAGGGCUGAGGGGGCAGCUUGGUUCUACUUGACUCUCUUGGAUCUCUUGAACGGUACCAUCCUCACAGCUGUGGUCAAGCGGGGCACCACCAACCACACCUUCUACAACCUCUCUCCGGGCUAUCCCUACCAGCUGUCACUCAGUGCUACUGCUGGCCUCUUGCAGGCUGGAGGACCCAAUGCCACCGGGUGGACCUAUCCCUCUGCCCCUUUGGACUUGGUGCUGACUCCAUGGCCCCCUGGACUCUCGGCAAGCUGGCAGGCAGGGCCAGGGACCCGGGAUGGCUACCUGCUGCGGCUGAGUGGGCAAGCAGAGAGGAACAGUACCAUGGGCCCUGAGGCUCUCAAUGCCACCUUCCCAGGUCCCCUUCCUGCUGGCCACUACACUUUGGAACUUACAGCCCUAGCUGGACCCCAUGGUGCCUCUGCCCAGACGGAUACCUGGCUGGAGUGUGAGCUGAUGCAUGUGGGCACAGGGUGGAGGGGAAGGGUUGAGGUAUGGCCUCUCUCCAAGCCCUGCUCAUGGGCAUCAGCAUUAUCUUACUUUGUACCAGCUGCCGAUGGGCAAUAUCACUCACUUUGCUAUCCUCGCGGGCAAUGUCACCAGCUAUACCUUCUGGGGGCUGGAGCCAGGCACAGCUUACAGUUUGAGGGGCUGGUGGCAUUGGGGAACCUUACCAGGCCUGGGCCCCCCAACCUUACUGCAUGGACACUUCCCUUGACUCCAACCAUGGUAAAUGUGACCAGUAAGGAUCCAACAAGCUAUGUGUAUCCUGGGGCCAGGCAUCGGGGAGCCAGGAGGGCUACCGAGUCACCCCUUCUCCAGGAAGGCGCUCCAGUGGGCACCAGGGCUGUAGGACCGGAGGUGAACAAUAUAAGUUUCUCCAAUCUGACUCCAGGCACCAAGUACUGGGUGGAGAUUGUCUCUUUAGCUGGGCCCCACCACUCCUCGGCAGCCAAUGUCACCAGCUGGACCUCCCCCCUGGUGCCCAAGGAGCUGUCGGUGACAAUGCAAGGGGACAAUGCCAUGGUGACUUUGACUUGGGAUGCUGCCCCCAAAGGGACAGGGGAAAUGCCAAGCCAACUCUUUGAGUCUGGGCAUGUACUCCAAAAGCAACCUGUGUCCUUGGGCCGCCGCCUCAUCCUAAGGGACCUGAUUCCUGGGGGUACUUUCUCCCUCUCUGUGCUGUGUCAAGUUGGACCUCUCAAAGCUUCUACCAGCCCCAUAGUGCUGCUCAUUGAGCCCAGGCCAGUGGAAGAUGUACAGUGCCAACCUGAAGCCACCCACCUGGCACUGAACUGGACAGUACCUGGAGGAGAAGUGGGCACCUGUCUAGUGGUGGCAGAGCGGCUGGUGACUGGAGGGAAAACACAACCUGUCUUCAGUGCCAACACUACCCAGAAUGCUGUCCUGCUCUCUGGCUUGAUACCAGCCACUUCCUACCGCCUUAGCCUCACCUUACUGGGGAGAAAUGGCCUGUGGAGUCAAAUGGUCACUUUGCUAUGUACCACCUCUCCAGAAGCCUGGCACCUCCCAGAGAUGGCAGCUGCCCCUCGUUUAGAGCCUGAGGCAGGGGCUGGGGUGGUGAUCACUCGUGACAUGUUUGGUGAGGACAAUGGGCAGAUCCAAUGGUACGGUGUUAUUGCCACCACUAACGCCUCAGUGGUCCAGCCAUCCCAGGAAACCAUUUCCCACACUUGGUAUGACCACUACUACCGAGGACUUGACUCCUACUUGGCUGUCUUGCUGCCUUCCCCCUUCCGCCCAGGUCCAUGGGCGAUGCCCCGAUCUUGGACGGUGCCUGUGGGCACCGAGGACUGUGGCCAGACCCAGCAGACCUGUAACGGGAAGCUCAAGCCCGAUGCCCAGUACAGGUUCAGCAUUGCAGCCUUUACCAGUUCUGACCCGGUCAACCCGACCGUCUCCUUUACAGCCUUCUCAGAACCCCGUGCCAGUGUCUCGGGGGCAUCGGUGCCACUCCUGGUGGCGUCUGGCAUCGUCUCAGGUUGUCUCUUUACCCUGUGCGCCGUGCUAGGCCUGCUGUGCUGGAGACGCGUGUGGGCUGAAAGGGCAGAAAAGAAUCACUUCUCCCAAGAGAUGACACCCUACAGCUUGAGGAACAUCCGCCGACCGAUUCUUAUUCAGAACUUCCGACAGAGCUAUGAGGCCAAGAAAGCCAAUGCCCAUCAUGCUUUCUUCCAGGAGUUUGAGGAGCUAAAGGAAGUUGGCAAGGAGCAGCCCAAACUGGAGGCAGAGCACCCUGCGAAUGCCAUCAAGAAUCGCUACCCACAUGUGCUGCCCUAUGAUCAUUCUCGAGUUCGACUGAGUCAGAUGGACAGCGAGCCACAUUCUGAUUACAUCAAUGCCAACUUCAUCCCGGGCUAUACCCAACCACAAGAGUUCAUUGCCACACAAGGGCCACUGAAGAAGACGCUGGAAGAUUUCUGGCGGCUGGUGUGGGAGCAGAAGGUCCACACAAUUGUCAUGCUGACGGUGGGCAUGGAGAAUGGGCGGGUGCUGUGUGAGCAUUACUGGCCGUUAGAUUCUGCCCCGGUCACUCAUGGCCAGAUUACCAUCCAUCUCCUGGCAGAGGAGACAGGAGAGGACUGGACCAGCAGGGAAUUCCAGGUGCAGCAUGGCCCUCAGCAGCAGGAGCGCUGGAUCCAGCAGCUGCAGUUCACAGCCUGGCCAGACCAUGGGGUUCCCGAGGCCCCCAGCUCCUUGGUCACCUUUGCAGAAUUGGUCCAGGAGCGAGUGCGGGCUGCCCAGGGCACGGCUCCCACUUUGGUACACUGCAGUGCUGGCGUGGGCCGGACGGGCACCUUUGUGGCUCUGGCUCGGCUCCUUCAGCAGCUUCAAGAGGAGCAGGCGGUCGACGUGUUCAACACAGUGUACGCGCUGCGGAUGCACCGGCCUCUCAUGAUCCAGACCCCGGCCCAGUACAUCUUUCUGCACAGCUGUCUGCUGGACAAAAUCCUGGAGGAGCCCGCUGGAUCUCCUGUCUCCCGGCCUAUCCCCGUGAAGAACUUCUCCCAGCAGCAUGCUAAGAGGUCGGCCCACUUCAACGCUGGCUUCCUGAGGGAAUAUGAACUCCUUGUGGAGGCCAUCAAAGACCAGGAGAGUUCUGCCCGACACCAGCUGGGCAGUGCCAUCUCCCAGCUCCUGCCCUAUGAGCGAUGGAGAGUGAAGUUUUCCCCUCUAGAGCAGAGUCCUGUUGACUCUGUCCAGGCUUGGCUCUUUCCAGGGGGGCCUUCUGGCCGAGACCAAGUAGCAUUGUCAGGUCCUGCAAAGGCCGAAGAGUUCUGGCAGUUGGUGUGGGAGCACGGUGCCCAUGUUCUAGUCUCCUUGUGCCCGUUGGGUACUCAGAAUGAGGAAUGGUGGCCAUCGGUGGAGCAGCCCAUCUGCACCGAAGCAUUGACUGUCCACUGGGUGGCAGAGAGUGAUGUGGCAGGGUGGUCUUGUCUUCAUCUGAGUGUCAAACAUGAGAAGAAAGGAAAGGAACUCCAAGUACAGCAACUACGGUUCCCAUGCUGGGAAUGCGGGCAGGAGCCCCCAGUCCAGACGCUAUUGCCCUUCCUGGCAACGGUGGGCCAGUGCUGCUCCCGGGUCAAGAGCAAAAGCCGGCCACAGUGCUCGUCUACUCCAGCUCAGGAAUGGUCCAGUUGGGGAUGCUCUUGGCCCUGGAGCGGCUGCUACAGCAGGCAGAGUCCCAGAACUCAGUGGAUAUCUUUGGUGUGGUUCUGCAGUUGGCACGAGCCUGUGGCUCCAUGACACCACACUGGUGAGAGCUGUGGGUGGGCACCAUCUCAGGGACAUUGAUAAGGGCAGAAGUCUGGGCACCAGCAGCUGAAGAUGGGCACCAGGUGAUGUUGCUGACCACCUCAGCUCCUCUUCUGCAGGGUGCCUUCUGAGACCCGGGGAAGACUGACUAGGAGGGCAUCUUGGGUUGAAAGCUAGAAGGAACUUGAGAAAUUCAUAGUCCACCCCCCUUUCAUUUUAUAAAUCAAGAAGCUGCUGUGCCCCAGACUUCUUCCCUUGGCCCUUGGCUUUUCCUGCCCUGCUCAGACCCUUCUCCUUCUCCCCUUUCCCCAGGACCAGUACAUUUACCUCUAUGGCUGUGUGGGCAGUGCCCUGGCCAACGGGCAAACCUAAGGAAAGGGGUCCAGCUGCCCAAGAGUUUUGGAGCCCCGCUGCUUUGGAUUCAGAUUGGAUUUGGCUCAGCCAGUGUGGUUGGGUCUCACCUGACUCCCGCUGUGGGGAUGGUCUCCACAUCCGGUCCCCAGAAAUAUGAAGUUGCUGUGGGCUUCUGGAAAUAAACACAGAUGAUCCAAA